Brassica napus (rape) is the source of this 1536-nucleotide messenger RNA. RefSeq lists its product as uncharacterized. The record is from RefSeq and is a predicted model, not a curated record. Gene Ontology annotation, molecular function: RNA-DNA hybrid ribonuclease activity; nucleic acid binding. Bases 1 to 1536 code for a protein of 511 amino acids. The transcript is spliced from 3 exons. Lineage: Eukaryota; Viridiplantae; Streptophyta; Magnoliopsida; Brassicales; Brassicaceae.
AUGGAGGUUUAUAUCGAUGAUAUGCUCGUCAAAUCUUUCCAAGAAAAAGAUCACGUAUCACAUCUCGAGGAAUGUUUCGCACAUCUAAAUUCUAAUAACAUGAAGCUCAACCCGACAAAAUGCAGAUUCGUCGUAGCAUCAGGAGAAUUCCUCGGUUACCUAGUUACAUACCGCGGUAUCGAAGCUAAUCCCAAACAGAUCAACGCAUUGGUCGAGAUGGCUUCACCUAAGAAUAAGCGGGAAGUCCAGAAGCUGAUCGGUAGAGUCGCAGCACUUAACCGAUUCAUUUCGCGGUCGACGAACAAGUGCUUGCCUUUCUACAAUGUCCUACGGGGAAAUAAAAAUUUUGAAUGGACGGAAGAAUGCGAAAAUGCUUUCCAGCAGCUGAAACGAUACUUAGCUUCUCCUCCAGUCCUCGCAAAACCCGUGGAGGGGGAACCUUUGUACCCGCUAAUGGAAAAAUUAGCAUGCACGGUCGUGACAUCGGCCCAAAAGCUAAGACCGUAUUUCCAAUCCCACACGAUCGUCAUCCUCACGACCUUCCCCCUACGGACGAUUCUGCAUAGCCCGAGUCAGUCAGGCCGACUAGCCAAAUGGGCAGUUGAGUUGAGCGAGUACGAUAUCGAGUACCGUCUGAGAACGAGUACAAAAUCACAAGUGCUCGCGGACUUCUUGGUCGAACUACCAAUGGGGACCGUAACCAAUGAGGAACCAAAUUCCACCUGGCUCCUUCACGUCGAUGGAUCCUCAUUCAAGCAAGGAUCAGGCAUCGGAAUCCGCCUCACAUCUCCGACCAACGAGAUCCUAGAACAAUUGUUCAGGCUGGAAUUUCACGCCUCCAACAACGAGGCCGAGUACAAAGCACUCAUCGCGGGGCUGCGUUUAGCUCACGGCAUGAAGAUACGCAAUAUCCAUGCUUACUGCGAUUCCCAGCUAGUGGCAAGUCAUUUUAGCGGAGAGUAUGAAGCACGGGACAAAAGAAUUGACGCAUAUCUCAAACUGGUCCAAAAUUUAGUUCAAGAUAUUGUCUGUUUUGCUCUUACGCGAAUUCCUCGUUCUGAAAACGUCCAUGCAGAUGCUCUCGCGGCCCUAGCGUCAAGUUCCGACCCAGGUCUUAAAAGAUUGAUUCCGGUCGAGUUCAUCGAACACCCGAGUAUCGGACCACAAAUCGUCGUCAACCUAAUAGAAGGUCAAGAGGACGAGGCAGAAGAAAUUACGAUACAACCAGAAUCAGAGCAAUCCGAUUACGGUUGCGAUACCCCAUGGCUACAGACGAUUCGAGCCUACAUCACCGACGGAAAGCUACUUACCGAAAAAAGGGCGGCCCGCAAAGUCCGAACGCAGGCUGCGCGUUACGUAACGGUCGAUGUAACAGGACGUCCAGAAGAGAGAAGAAGAUGUUUUAUACCAUAUGGGGUUGCUUCAGCUCAGGGUUUUGUCUUUACACAAAGUGGUAGUUUGGAGAAACAUGUGGCAACCAGCUUCAGCACAAGCAGCUCACCUUUCCCUUACAAGAAGAAAGCUGCAAGCAGUUGA